Messenger RNA from Pseudogymnoascus verrucosus, 2572 nucleotides. RefSeq lists its product as uncharacterized. Lineage: Eukaryota; Fungi; Ascomycota; Leotiomycetes; Thelebolales; Thelebolaceae. The record is from RefSeq and is a predicted model, not a curated record. Bases 223 to 2100 code for a protein of 625 amino acids. The transcript has 5 exons.
AUCGUUAAACUUGCUUAGCCAACGUUUGAACACCUCUCAUGUCACCUGACGAUCUAUGGAAACGUUAACUGGUGAUAUCCGUUACAGACUACCUGGCAGCUCUCAUACCACACCCGUUAUCUGCGUUUAGAGCAAUUAUACUCGCAUCUAUUUAAUUCUAAACCGACUUCGAUGCUUUAAAGGUGAUCUUGGUACUUCCGCCAUCCGCCUCAACCAGCCUCGAUGGAAUCAAGCGAAAGGCUGGCAAGCUUCCCUCCAAAGGCAUAUGGCAAAUUGCAGACACCUCACAAGUUCUUCAAAGUAGGAAGGGUCUUCCAAAGUGACGACGAAUUGAUUUACGUUGUAGCCCGCGAAGGAUAUAGCUCUUCGACUUGCUGUGAGCUACAAUAUGUAGGACAAAGCAGCAACAUCGACUGCAGUUUGCCAAACAUUGCCGCCCUUUGUCUUCUAGACUGUCCAAUUAAGAGCCCUAGCGACAACCAAUAUCAACUUAUAUUAGAAUGCCCCCGCGACGAGGUUUUGCCGAUAUAUCACUUUGACUGUUCGAAAUGGCUUGUACUCAACCACCAAAUCGAAGUUUACAAAAUUGGCCGGGUUGAUAGAAAGUCCAUCAAGAGGCUAGAGGCGAUGUUUGCAGCUUUCAGCACUCCUUCUGAGACCAUUACUAGCACUACGGUGGGGAGCACUGAGCUGAAGAGCACUAGGAUGGAGAGAACUGAAAUAGAGAUAACUGAGAUGAAGAGAACUGAGAUGGAGAGAAAUGAGGUGAAGAGAACCGAGAUGGAGAGCACCGCGAUGGAGAGAACGGAGAUGGAGAAACCUGGAGUGGAGAGCACCGAGAUUGAGGCAUCUACUUUAAAAGCGGCUGCAUUAUUCUCUGCAGCAUCAUAUGCCAACAAAACUAGCAGCCCUGCAGAAACCAGCUACGAUAUGACAAGUAUCAGCAAGCGCCGCUCGAACAACACUGUUUCAACUGAUUGGAGUGGUUGGGAAUAUAAUAAGGAUAUGGGGUAUGUCGCCUCUAGAAUUAACAAAUCUGGAAAAGAGGAUCCUCAAUAUUCUGGUAUAAGUUCACCGCCUCGCAUGCAGACGCCACCGAUGGAAAGCCUAUGGAAAGAUCUCCGUGUCGCUCUCCCACUCUAUGAGAAUAAGGUGAAAGGAGAAGAAGAAAUAUCUCAAGAGGAAGGUAUCAAGUUAGCCCCGGGCUCCCACACAGAGGUAUCCCAAGACCACACACCUUCUUACAACAGCUACAUGGCACAGUAUGCAGACCUAGCUUUCUCGCAUACUCCAAAACCAUCAAUUAGUGCGCAUAAAUACCAAGAACAAAUAGCUACAGGUCCUCAAAUACAGAUAAAUGCACUCCCGCGCCUAAAAUUGUGGGAAGAAUUCAAAGUACACCACUCUAAGCACUUCAAACCAGGUUAUGUCUUUAAAAUUGUGUGGUCUGAGCCUGAAGGAGAAACGAUAUCUCGUCAGAGGGAAUUAAUUAGCGGUUACUCGCGAAUGGCAGAAUCAAAAUAUGGCGAGUUGGUUUAUACGUCAAUUCGCCGGUUCAUUAUUAUGGCUUCGUAUGAGGGCCACAGCAUCUGCUUACCAAUUUACACCUAUGGAGGCCGGGGCACAGCGAAGUCUGGUGUUGUACCAGAUCAUCAUGCCAUAAUAUAUUCCAUGCGCCGGAGAACUUCGGAUCGCGACCCCCCGAGAAAAAGCAAUGGGGAGCAAGAGUUAGUGAAUGCACCAAUACGAAUUGAACCGAAAUCCCCGAGGGACGUUCUACAUGAAAUGUCGAGGCUUAAUUAUGCAAAGGCCUAUACGGUAGAGCAUAAUGUGAAGGUGGCCUUCAUUGGUCGUGUUCACGAAGACUCUAAACUCACAUUACAAAAAGAUUAUCUUAAGAUUCAGGGGACUCCCUUCAGUGAUAAUACGAGCGAGCCUAGUGGAUCCAAUUUAGAUCCCAAUGAUGGAGAUAAUGAAGCCUUAAACGGCGAUGAUGGAACGGUAUCGGAUAUCGACGUAGCGCGCGCCAAUGGAGCUCGAAGUGAAUCAAACGAGGAAGUUCCGGAGCCGGAGCUGCAGCCGGAGCCGCAACCGUGGUGAUAGUUUCCCCAAAAAAAUGGAGGUCACAGGACUUUGGGUAUUAAUCGAGCUUGCAUCAUAAACCCAUAGCACGAACUAUAUCAUAUUUCGAACAUUGUAUUCUGGCUUAACAGUCUACUCUAUCGCCGCUUUGCAUACGUCAAAGCAAGUAAUGUUCAUACGGACAGUCUAAUCAAAUUUUACUAACUCUCGUCCACAACUGUGGCUGUUCCUGAAGAGUUACCGCUAUUCGCGGAGUACGCCCGAAUCGCCUCCAAGACAGGUCGUCUCGUCGCAGGUGUAUCAAACACCUGCGCGUGAUCUAGAUCGUCGAACCAGAGGAUAUCAAUCCCCUUCCCUCGCCAAGGUCUAUGUUUCCACCCUUCAUGUAACAGCAAGCCCCCCUCCUCGCUCACAUCGGGCAUUAUCUCCACAUCUCUCUCGUCAUCCGCGUCUUCGCUUCCCUCUGCCAAAUAUCGGCCCACAGCCUCGG